Amoebophrya sp. A25 is the source of this 5976-nucleotide messenger RNA. The record is from the annotation of a GenBank genome assembly. Lineage: Eukaryota; Dinophyceae; Syndiniales; Amoebophryaceae.
CUUGAAUUUGGUCUGCUCUCAGAAGAACAAGAUGGAUCGUACUUUUUCUACCCUUCCGACCAUCGAGUACAACUUCAGGUCGUUUUGCUAAACGAAGAAGCAAGACGAGGGACGAAAGAGACCUCUAUUAAAACAGUAGAACAAGAUACAUUAGUGCUGAUGUUGAAGUCAGUGUAGUCUUUUGUUUUUAAGCACUGGACAUGUUUUUAAGCACUGGCGCUGUCAUCUCCUAUAACGAAUCGGAGUUUAGAUUUAAUAAGCGAUUACAAGCAUCGUUUUAUCAGCUCGGCUUCAAGCAGUAAAAAUGCUCUUUUCGCUGUUCCAACUCCAGUGAUUCUCUAUUUCUAAAUACCACGUUUUCUUAACACAACAAACUACAAGAAUCAUCAAAAUGUCUUCGUCCGGCGACAAGAAUAAGUCUGGUGCCCCCGUCAAGCCUUGCCUCGACAUGAGGGGUCUACGUGGGCAGAACAAUAUGGGCAGGCAUGAGAGGAGCAAUAUGAACGUUGUGAUGACGUCUUUUCAAGAACGCAAGUACGGGGUCGAUGGCAAGGGCGGCAAAGAUGAAGGAGGAAGUAGGGCGAAGGGCGAACGGGUGAAACCUUACUGGAGAAUACUGGAGGAAAAAGCGGAACGGGAGAAAGAGCAAGAAGCUAGAUUUGCGAAACGAAGACGGCUGGAGCAAGAGGAAAAGCAACAAGACUACUUGGAUUUGGUCAAAAAUGAUUUAAGGCUCUACUCUGGUUGAUGUAUAGUUGAAAAAGAGCAUCUUCUUCGCUGGAAUCGACGUGCUAAUGUGAUAGCGUGCAUCAUUCUCAAUUAUCCAGGUUCCUUCUAGAACAUUUAAUCAAGAACUUCCAUAGUGGCAUAUUUCUCAACUAGAGAAGUCUCUGCUCUUCCACUUCUAAUCACCACCGCAGACGACGGUGCAGCGGAAAGAGCAGAGAAGAAGAGGAACCCCUUUUCGAAAUUCAACUUCUCGAAGCCUGGCUGUCCUGGAACUGGGUGGCAGGUAUUUUUAAGUUUGUGGAGGAAGAGGGUGGAAGGUAUCUCUGAGGCUGCCUCCGGAGUGGGCGGCAGGUAUUUUCUUGGGAUAAGUAGUGGCUGGCACGGAAGUGACCCCUAGCAGGAUCCAGCCUCUGGCGCUUUACUUACACCAAAAGCGCCGGCGCCGUCAUCCCAGGCUCCUGGGCGCUCGGUCUUCGCUUCGCCGUCGUCGCUCCUAGCGCCCGCGUGUUGGGUCUCCGCCUCGGCGUCGUCCUCGGUCGCGUGUCCACUCGCGCAGUCUCUGGCGUCUCUCACCUGCUCCGGUGCCCAAUUUGGUGCCGGUGGUGAUGACGCACCGCGGGCGGCCAUUUGCGGCCUGCUCCGGUUUCUCGACACUCUCGCGAGGGAGGGGGGGAGGCGCUGCCAUUUUCUGACGGUGGUGCGGCAAACGACGAGGAGCCGCGAACAGAGUCGUCCGGCGCACCUGAUGGCGGGCGGCGGACUAAGCAGCGCGCGGGGGAGCCCAUCAGCGGCCACCCCUGGCCCAGUGCUUUCGCCGGUCGUUCUCUAGUCUUUUCGGCCAAGUUUUUAGCUGAUGAAACCGCGCAGCCCGUGGGGUUGUGUUGGCGAAACGCAGGGAGCAGGAGCGCGGGCCGCUUCUCCGAUCAAAAGCGCGCCGCGCUAGGUUCGGGCUUCUGACACAGUGGCAGCCUCUUCGCAUGGGGCUGGGACAUUCGCUGCCUGGGGGGUGGGCGUGUCGAGGUAGCUCACGCGCAUGCGGUGACGGUCGAAAGCUGGGGGAACGAUCUGGGGGGCGUCUAUCUGUUCACGAAGGCGGGGGGCGCUUAUGUCUUCAACCAGAAGGCGGGCGCCUGGAUGUACGAGCGUCCGCGCGCGCCAUCAGUUGCCCGAACUGCUGAGGGGUCUGAAGUAAUGCAGGGGAGGCCGUGGCCUGAUAUCUGCACCCUGCCAGGCGGAGGAGGGCCCACGGGUGCAGCCUUCAGGGGUGGCCAUGCGUGUCCACGGCGUCCUGUCUUGCCCCGCACGAAGUGCGGCGCCCGCGUUGGUGUCGAAAGGCGACCCGCGCGCGCCGGCACGCCGUUCCAGCGCAGUUAAGGCGCCGCCAGGCGUGGCGCUUCUGUAUCUAUCUAUGCGCCGCGUCAGAAGAUGAAGAACGUGCGGGACUUCUGGGGCGGGUACUACGGUCGCGGCCUUGUGCGUGAGUUUUUUUUCAUUUAGGGACUCGCUGCGAGAUGUGGCACCGUCUCAAGCUGGUCGACUAGUGUCGCUCGCUCUUCGUUCUGAUGUACUGGUCUGACCAUUUUUUCGUUGCGCACGCAAGUCGGUGCCCGUUUCUGCGAAGUCUUGGCGGGGGCUUGCCCCUGCUCUGUUCUUGUGCAUGUGAUUGGGGGGUGGCGGCGAUCCUUGUCUCUGUCAUUCUCUUCGCCUUGCUUAUUGUGAGCACGCUCCCGCUUGAUCCAGGGAAGGGCUCCGCCCCAUGGGCAGAAGUAGCAGGUCCCUGGGCUGCGCAGGCUGGUCGCCUUUGUUGGUUCAGCUUAAAUAGAGCGCCGAGGGCAUCUGCCUCUGGUUCGUUGAUGGAACGGCCACCGCCGUCGGCCCGCGUGGAUCUCGUUGGCGGCCGUCCUGUUUUCGUCUGGAUGUCGGCCGCCCGCACCUAGAGCACUUGGCGUGCGCGUCUUUGGUUCUUGAUAGAUCAGUCUCAGCUUCAGGAUAUACUAGCCCUUACCCGUUUGUAAUGUAGUAGCUAGACGGGCGCCCCACUGAUUCACCUUAUCGCAAAGCAGGUGCUAAAGCUGAGCGGCGUCUGCAGUCAGGCGAGUGGGGCCUUUAGCCUUGGGUGACGCCAUCUUUUGUUUGAGAAGAUGCAGGGAGUUUUGGUCGUCCUUGGUGGGUCUACCUUAUCCUUAUUAUUCAAACAAUAUCAACAACCCAUAAAAUUUUGAAUCGGGUUUUCGUCACCAUUUACAACAGGAGCAUCCCGACGACCCUUUGUGUUGGUGGUGGCCUGAAAAAAACGUGAUAUGGAAUGAGGGAAGUGGUCUGUUCCACCUCUGCGAUGAGACGGGGAUAGUAUGCGAGCUAGACCCGUUUUGGAGCCAGGGAGAUUUAAGAAUGCAGAGACUAGUCGUCGAUUGUGAUCAUCAUUUGCUGUGCUACAACAAUCUGUUCGAUCAUCAUGUGAUCCAUUAAAGUGAGGCACUGGCACCCACUUCCUCAGUGCAAUCCAUCGACCCCUCCGGUCGUACUCUAAGAAAGGCGUACUUGCAUCAAGUGAAAGCUGAGGUGUGCCAAGAUAAGACCGGCGACGGGAUUUUUGAGGAGGGCGUCAAAAUGACGAGUGCUGAUGGCGACGGCGCGAUGCGUAUUGGGUUUUUCAUCUUCCACUAGCUGUAGUACUACUAGUACUUCUCCUAGUGUAAUACUAGUAACUAUGUAUUGUAAUUCUACUACUACUCUUAUUCCAAGUGGAUUCAUGGCCAUCUUCAUGUCAUUUUCAAGUAUUCUCUUCUUGCUGAUCUGACUUUGAUCCUUUUUGUUCCAAUUUAUUUUGUAUCCUAUCCUUUAUCAUUUCAGUGUAUCUCCAACAUCCAUCCAUCCAUCCAUCACAGUAACGAAGGCAGUAAUCGUGAAGGAUUUGCUUCAAGCGUGUGCCGCAAUGAAGGUAGGAGAUAUGUCACAUAUGAACUCGCCUUUGAGUCUCUACGCUGCCUUUACGGGUCCAGGGGCCGACCAUUGCGCGAAAAAUUUUCACAUGAAGCUGAUUAAGGCCAUUGGUACUAGACUUUUUCUGUUUCGAGCAUUCGUUUUUGGGUUAAAACGAUCCAAAUCGAUUACAUCACCACACUUCGUUCGCCAUUUCAUGCACUGGACUGACCUAUUCAAUGUCUUCAGCCGCUUAUUGUGAAGAAACCCAACCCUCCCACGUCAGCCAGCUAUCGAGGAGAAUGGACCCACGAUAGGUUUCAGCGUGCCCUGGAGCGAAUCUCAAGAGACCUACACGGCGAAUUAGUCAAGAUUAAGGCUUCUACUUUUAUUAGACUUGUUCAAUGUAGUUCCUCUUCCUGAGCAGGUUGGAUUGAUGAUAGAUUUACAAAAAAUAUAAGAACUACACCAAUGAUGAUUCAAUACAAAAAAUAUAACAACUAGUACAAGAAGAACUGGUAAGAAUCGUCUAGCUACGACAAAUCGUCUUUUCCACCGCUAAUCACAAGGGUGAGCAGCAGUCGUUACAGUGUACUUUGGUUGUCGCGGUGGUCAACGGCAUUCGUGUGCAUUGCUUACGAGCAGGCAAGCAAGCGAGAGUGUACUUGGACGAAAAAGAACUAGUACCCGAAAGGGUCGAAUUGGACGCACCGGAGCUGGCCUUAGAUGGCCAAAAACAUGGCAACAUGAUUACCAAGGGAGGAGGAAAGGGAGGAGCUCACUUGGAUGACCAACUACAUGGCAGCACUUUCGAGGGAGGAACAACAACUGGUACGUCAGCUGACCAGCAAUCCGGUAAUGCUAAUGCUCGAACUGUCACGACCGCGGAUGACGCGCCACAAGAGCCAGGUGACACACCUCUAGGUGGCAGCCUCAGUGUGAUGGGCGAGGAACUAUGUCGCGAGGCGCCUCCAGUCAGCACCUUCUCGAAACUCUUCGACGAUUUUAGAUCUACCCUAGUACUCGGCAUAUCGGACCAGGCUUUUGACUUCAGUAAGGCAUCGGCGUUUAGUGAAGAGAAGCUUAGGCCUAGGCUGGCUGCUGGAGAAUUACUGACUAGUGGGAGGACCGAACUUAGUAGCGAGGAACUUCUAAAACAGAAUGGUAAGACCCACUCCAACGCCAAGGACAAGCGCUACAUCGCACUAGUUGCCAGUACUAGUUUUUACUCCGAGGAAGAAGAACUGGCCAGACGCAAACGCGAGAUGAACGAUGGGAAAAUCCGAUGUAGACAUCUUCUGAUAAAACACAAGGACGUCAGAAACCCAAAUAUCGUCAAGGAUAGCAAGCGUGUCCCUGUCAGAGUAACAAGGACUAAAGAAGAAGCGGAAGCCAUUGUUAGACGAUUGUUGCGUCAAUUGCUAGAUGCCGACAAGGAUGUUGGCAAACCGGAACAACAACUAGAAGCAAAGCCUGAUAGUCAACACGCAGGAGAUUCAACAAAUACUGACGCCAAUACUAGGUCCACAUCAGCAGUAGCAGCAGUCGCCCCUCCAGGAUCGUCUCCUCCUGCGUCCUCACCUCCAACAUCCUCACCAACAGUAAAGCCGAGCGCAUCCCCACCAGGUGGGAAGCCUUCGAGCAGCUGUAAACUUUAUGAUGUAGGCACGUUUCUCGCUGCUGAUCAUGAACUUGACCUAACACCUUGAUAUUUGGCAUCUACUUGUUUCCCUCGGAUGCCACUUACUAAUCACAUGUGCCUUUAUGAUUGAUGUAGACACUCAUACACUCCAAAUUUUUUGUCUCAGGGAUUCAUUUGUAGUUGAUGGAUUGCAAAUAGCGCUAUGACGUUGAAAAUUGGAAGUACUUCCUCUACUGCUCCUCGUCCCUCCUCUUAUAUCUUUCUCCUGUUCCCUCCAAGUACUCUCCCUCCUUCUGCGCCUCCCGCCUCUCUGCUUUCAUACCCUUUUCCCUGCCUUGAUCCGCGAGUGGAGCGAGUGCAAUAGUAGUAGGAAAGGCUGUGACGAAGCUGGCGACCUAGGCUGGUUCUCGCGGGGACGAAUGACCAAGCUGUUCGAGGAAGCUGCGUUUCAGCUUCAGGUCGAUGAGAUCAGCGAUGUGGUCUUAAGCGAGUCUGGGUAUCACAUCAUACAAAGAAGGGGAUGAUAGGUUAGAGAGCGAAAUAUGAAGAUUUUGGGACAGAGAUCAAAUAUGAUGAUGGACGUACACCUACUUUAUUUCACGCGCUAGCAAAGAAAUCCAGAAGCAAAUUUUUUUACGCUAUUUACAAUGAAUCUAGCGAUAAACAAGCAAGAUGCAUGGAGC